Molecule: messenger RNA, 2348 nt
Organism: Arabidopsis arenosa
Lineage: Eukaryota; Viridiplantae; Streptophyta; Magnoliopsida; Brassicales; Brassicaceae
Source: the annotation of a GenBank genome assembly
AUUUGUUGUGUUAGUCGUAGCGAAAUAAGGAGAGGAGCAGAGUAUAUACGAAAUGGCUGAAGAAGGGAAGACGUCGCUGUACGUAGGCGAUCUGGAACCGAGUGUGACUGAUUAUGAGCUAUUCGAUGCGUUUAGCCAUGCGAGUCAUGUAAGCUCUGUUCGUGUUUGCAGAGAUUUGACCACCAGGAGAUCUCUUGGUUAUGGCUACGUUACCUUUGACUAUCCUCAAGAUGCUAAAAGAGCAAUGGAAAUGCUGAACUUUACUACUCUUAAGGGAAAAAUCAUUAGAGUUAUGUACUAUGUCCACAAUCCAAGUCUUCAAAAGCGUGGAGUUGGUAAUAUAUUUAUUAAGAAUCUUGAAAAAUCCAUCGAUCAAGAAGGACUUUAUCAUACAUUUUGGUGCUUUGGAUCCAUUCUUAGAUUCAAACUGGCUACUGAUGCCUUUGGUGAGUCAAAGGGAUUUGGCUUUGUACAGUACCACACUGAAGAAUCAGCUCACAAGGCCAUAGAAUAUAUGAACGGAAUGCUUCUUAACGAUACAAAAGUAUAUGUUGGACCUUUUCUUCAAAGAGAUUCUCCAAGCGAAAAGGCGAUGUUCACUGAUAUUUAUGUCAAAAAUCUCUCCAAGUCCUUGACUGAUGAAGAGCUGAACACAACUUUUAAAGAGUUUGGACCAACUACAAGUUGUGUGAUCAUUAGGGAUGGUGAGGUUCCCCAAGGAAAGUCUAAAGGUUUUGGCUUUGUCAAUUUUGAGAAUCCAGAAGAUGCAGAGAAAGCUGUUGAGGCUUUAAACGGAAAGAAGUUUGAGGACAAGGAGUGGUUUGUUACGAAAUCGAAAAAGAAGUAUCAGAUUGAAUCUAAAGUGAAGCAAGGUUUGAAGCAGGCUAUCAACAGAUCACAGGGUUCGAAUAACUUGUGUGUUAAGAAAUUGGAUAAAAGAGUAACAGAUGAAAUCCUCAAAGACUUUUUUUCUUCCUAUGGAACUAUAACAUCAUGCAAGGUCAUGAGAGACAAUAGUGGAGUAAGUAAAGGAUCAGGCUUUGUUUCAUUUUUGAAGCCAGAGGAAGCUCUUAAAGCUAUGCGGAACUGUCUUUCCUUCAACCCAGCCUCUCCGGAGGUCUCACUCGACGACGACCCUCUUCCCCAUCCGUCCCUAGAGAGUGGUGAGGCCUCCACUUCCAGAAACGACGCUUCUAUUACGUCUCCCACGUUUAACCUCAGCCGUGAGUUGGCUCACGCUUUUCAAACCCCUUCAUACCACGACGUACGUUCAAGGGUUCACGUGGUUGUUGACCCUACACAGCAUCAUCAUCAGUACAUCCAACCAGAUAUUGAGCUGCUUAUUUCUCAAGUGCUCCAACCAAACAAAGAAUGUGUUCAAGAAGCUAUUAGACACUUCAAGCAAACUACACUUACCCAUCUCGUUUCCACUUACUUCCAACACAGCGAAAACGCUACCCGCCUUUGCUUGAAUCUUUACCAAAACGUCCACAGUGCUCGCCACCACCUCUACACACCUCUCUUAGACCUCUUCAACAUCUUUCCCAGUGAUUCACACGCCACCAUUGACGAGUCCCUAUGUAACCUGGCAUUCGACGUUUUCCUUAAGCUUGACACGUUUAAAAACCCUUUCUCAUCUCCUGAAUCUCACAGCUUUCAAGACACCCAACUAUGCUUCUCCCAGCUGAAGAAUAAUCUGGACAGACGUCUUCGCAAGUCUAGGUCACGGGUCCGCCUCAUCCACCAUGCCACAGCUGGUCCCUUGUGCAGUCCCUAUCUUCCUCACAGUUUCAAGAGGAAGGAGUUAACUAACAUUUGUCAACUCAAUGCUGCUUCCAAGGGUACUUUUGUGCUCAACAAAGAUCUUGACACCAUUGACCGUCUUGUCUCUCGUUUGCACAGUGGGAUUGAAUACGACAAGCAUUUAAUUCGGCUUGGAUUAGAGAGGGGGAGGGACCUGCAUUCAAUUCAAGAGAUUGUGAAACAGCUUCGCAAAAACAACCUUAACCUCACCCAUCAACUCAAGGAUCUUGAAGAUCAUAUAUGUCUUUGGUUCACUAACGUUAACAAAGCUAGAUCCUUGCUCCUUAAAGAGAUCCAUCUUCCUCGAACAGAGAACAAAUUAAAGUAUCCUGAGCUUUAUGCGAGAGGACAACGGGACGGAGGUGAAAUAUACAUAGAAGUUGAGCUACCUGUAGCUGGGAACAGAGACUCUUUAUAGCAUCCUUAAAAAUUGUUCUUAGACUUGCAUGCCUUAAGCAGUAGUAGUUCGAUACUGGAUGUUGUAUUCGUUCAUAUCAUCAUAUCGGGCAAUUCUUUUGGUGGAUUAAUAAUUUGUUGCACUUGGA